AUGCCGUCAACUUCUGCUAUCGCAAUACUCCUGGCUCUUUGCGCUAAUCGCGCAUCUGGCUGGGUCAUCGGAAAAGAACAGACAGAGACCCACCCGAGGAUGACCUGGCAGCGCUGCACAGGCAAAGGCGGUAGCAGCUGCACCAACGUCAACGGAGAAAUCGUGAUCGACGCUAACUGGCGCUGGCUCCAUUCCGUUGGAGGCUACACCAACUGCUUCGAUGGAAAUGAGUGGAACGCCACGGCGUGUCCAGACAAUGCGGCCUGUACUAAGAACUGUGCAAUCGAAGGCUCAGAUUACCGUGGUACCUAUGGUAUCACAACCUCUGGCAACUCUCUCACACUCAAGUUCAUCACCAAGGGCCAGUACUCCACCAACAUUGGAUCACGCACUUAUCUCAUGAAGGAUGCAAACAACUAUGAGAUGUUUAAUCUUAUCGGGAAUGAAUUUACCUUUGAUGUAGAUCUCUCACAGCUGCCAUGCGGCCUCAACGGAGCCUUGUACUUUGUCUCCAUGCCCCAGAAGGGUCAUGGAACACCUGGAGCGAAGUAUGGGACUGGGUACUGCGACGCUCAAUGCGCUCGAGACCUCAAGUACAUCGACGGCCAAGCCAACGCAGAAGGUUGGCAAGCAUCCCAGUCUGAUCCCAACGCUGGGAUUGGUAAGAAGGGUGCAUGCUGCACCGAGAUGGAUAUUUGGGAGGCAAACUCCAUCUCCACGGCUUUGACCCCGCAUUCUUGUCAGCCUGAAGGCUACUCAGUCUGUACAGAUGAUAAUUGUGGCGGCACAUACUCACUUGAUCGCUACGCCGGCACCUGCGAUGCGAAUGGCUGUGACUUCAACCCAUACCGCGUUGGCGUAAAGGACUUCUAUGGCAAGGGCAAAUCCGGCGUGGAUACGUCGAAGAAGAUGACAGUGGUCACCCAGUUCUUGGGGUCAGGCCAACUCACCGAGAUCAAGCGCUUCUAUGUGCAGAAUGGCAAGGUCAUCAGCAACCCUGAGCCGACAAUUCCCGGCAUGAAAGGUAACUCAAUCACCCAAGAAUGGUGCAACACGCAGAAGGAAGUUUUCCAGGAGGAGAUCUACCCCUUCAACGAGUUCGGCGGUAUGGCAUCCAUGGGUAGGGGCAUGAACUUGGGCAUGGUACUCGUUAUGAGUCUCUGGGACGAUCACUACGCCAACAUGCUCUGGCUGGACAGCAACUAUCCUACUGACCAGGACCCGGAAAAGCCUGGCAUUGCGCGCGGCGAAUGCGCCACCAGCAGUGGUGUGCCAGCCGAAGUGGAAAGCGCCAACCCCAACGCACAAGUGGUCUUCUCGAACAUCAAGUUCGGACCCAUCGGAAGCACCUUUGCGCAGCCUGCAUAG
Molecule: messenger RNA, 1368 nt
Organism: Alternaria atra
Lineage: Eukaryota; Fungi; Ascomycota; Dothideomycetes; Pleosporales; Pleosporaceae
Exons: 5
Coding region: 1-1368 (455 amino acids)
Biological process (GO): carbohydrate metabolic process
Molecular function (GO): hydrolase activity, hydrolyzing O-glycosyl compounds
Source: RefSeq, a predicted model, not a curated record